AUGGACACCCAAAGAGACGUGGAGGAAACCAAGGACAGUCCUGGGGCAGCAGAUCGAGUGUAUGGGGCUCGCAGGGAUCUCAUCAACGGGUUAAGUGAAGCCUCUCUGAAAGGUGUACUGGAUGGCCUUCAGCAGGGCAUCUCUGGCAGGCCUGCUGUGAUCGGCAUGUGGGAGAGAAAUGAGGUUCUACAACAACACCGUGUGACUCAGGACCAAGUGAGCAGCUAUUUCACUGACUUUCUUACAGACCAACAGCCAGGGUUACCAAAACUUAAAAAAUGGAUUGUCUCACAAUACAAGACAGUGAAAGAAUAUAAUUCCCUAGCAGGACAGGAUGUCUUGCUGACUGAUCGCUACACUCAGCUGUUGAUCAUUGAGAAACACAGACAGCAGGAAGAGAGAGAGAAGGAGAUGCGUACCAGUGGAGCAGGGUUCUUUGGUGCCAGACAGAAGGAAUAUAAAAGUAUCUCUGUGGACCAGCUCUUUAAGCCCAAUGACCGUGGAGAUGUUCCAAAAGCAGUUAUUCUCCAGGGCAACUCUGGACACGGCAAAUCCUUUACUGCUCGGAAGAUCAUGUUGGACUGGGCAUCAGGAAGCCUCUACCAGGAUCCCUUUGAGCUCGUUAUACACCUCAGCUGCAAGGAACUCAACCUUCUAUGCAAAGAAGGGGAACAGAGUGUUUUAGAUCUUGUGAAUGUUGAUGGGAAAUGUAUCUCACUGGUCCAGAAGAAACUGGAGGAAUCACCAGAGAAGGUGCUUCUCCUUAUUGAUGGAUUUGAUGAGCUGCAAUUUCCAGUGAGUGAACUCCGCAAGUCUCCUGUGAAAGACCUUACCACACCAGCUCCUGUUGAUGCCAUUUUGGGCGCUCUGCUGAAGGGGCGCAUCCUAUCUGAGUGCCACCUGCUGGUCACCACCAGGCCUACUGCUACAGACAAACUUAACAAGCUCCUCAAACGUCCUGUGCGCUGCACUGAGAUCCUGGGCUUCUCUGAGGAGGGCGUGCAUGACUACUUCAAGAGUUUCUGUGAAGAUGAGUUCUGGGAGAAGGCACUUGGCAGAGUGAAGGAAAAUGAAACUCUCUACACCUCCUGCUUCAUUCCUGUCAUCUGCUGGAUUGUCUGCACUGUAUUUCGAGUAGAAGUGGCUACUGGUUUGGAAACAACCACCGCCAUAUUUGUCCGCUUUGUGAAAAUUUUGCUUGAUGAGCACUGUCAGGGUUUGGGGCAGCCUGUGCCAGAUCUACUAUUGAGCCUUGGCCAGCUGGCAGAGAGUGGGAUACAGAGGCAGCAGGUACUGUUCGACAAGGAGAGUGUGGAGGCCACAGUCUCAGAUCCUACCAGUUUUCCCUUCUUGUGUAAAUUCCUGCUGAAGGAGACCGGGGAAAAGAAGGAAAUGUUCAGUUUCAUGCAUCUGAGCUUUCAGGAGUUCUUUGCUGCACUCCACUACCGGUACACAUCGGAAGAGCAUCAAGGGAAUGUCAAAGAGAUGCUAGAAUCAGUUGAGCAACAGGAAGACAGAACCCAUCUCCUACCUGUCAUUCAGUUCCUCUUUGGUCUUUCAAAAGUGAAGGUGAUGCAAGAUCUGAAGCAACGUGGGUUGACCUCCAAUCUCUCUUUAGAAGCAUGUCUGAAAGAGUGGAUGGUUAAACGCAUUGAAAAUAAUUCUAAGAAAGAUGCGAUGAUGCUCUUCACUCUCCACUGUCUCUACGAGCUCCAUGAGGACGAGUUUGUGAGGACAGCCAUGGCGGUGUGGGAUAAGGUGAAGUUUAACUCCAUCCCCUUGACAAGAGCAGACUGCUGGGUGCUGCUGUACUGCCUGCAGUGCUGCUCCACCAUCCCAAGCCUGACACUCUCAAAGUGCAAUAUCACACCAGAUAAAUUGAGAAUGCUGCAGCCUGCAUUGAGCAAAUGUCAGGAGCUGGGUGUGUAUGACAGCAGCCUGUCAGAUGAGAGUGUGCAGCAGAUCCUCACUGCUGUCUCCAAGCAGAAGAGUGUGGGUAGAGUUAGCCUCACUGUGAAGACCAUCACCCUCAUCACCGCAGAAUGUCUUCUCAACUUCAUGAAGAGCACACCUACUGAAGAGUUUGUGGGGUAA
This is a messenger RNA of Engraulis encrasicolus (European anchovy), 2094 nucleotides long. Its product is annotated as NACHT, LRR and PYD domains-containing protein 1 homolog. Gene Ontology annotation, cellular component: cytoplasm. The coding region runs from base 1 to 2094 and encodes 697 amino acids. The transcript is spliced from 4 exons. NCBI's taxonomy places the organism in Eukaryota, Metazoa, Chordata, Actinopteri, Clupeiformes, Engraulidae. The record is from RefSeq and is a predicted model, not a curated record.